AAUAGUGGCAUUAUAUACAGAAAUGUUUGUCUAGAAUGUUGUGAUUCGUUUAAGGAAAUAUGCUGCGUAAAUAAAUACUGCGUGUUUCGUUCUGCCGAGAGUUUUACUAAACUCUUUUUAUGGGAUUACAGCUGCGUUUAAAGAGCAACAGAUUUGUAUCUCUUUUUUGCGGGGAAAAACUGAAUGGAUUGCCCCGGUGCCUCCGCACGCACCAAAUAAUAGACUAAUUUCCCAUGCAGAUUUUUUUCCCCCCCCUUUUUUUCUGGAAAGGAAAUGUCCGAAAGGCAGACGCAGACAUCAUUAGAGAUUUUAAAGAUACGCACCCGGAGGAUUUUACACAUGUUUUAGCGCUCAGUCGGGAGCGGGGCUGCUGCCGUCCGUCCUCCUCUGCGCUUUUUCGUCGAGCGGGGCAGCGCGCGCGCGCGCCGCUCUCUCCACUCACUGCCCUGUAUCCAGAGGACGGGUCCUUUGUCCGCCCGCGGGGACCUGCUCCACAGCUCGCCGCCACCUCCUAGGACCGCAGGACCGGCUGCUCUUCUCCCUCGAAGAAACAACGUAGUGAUUUAAAAAAAAAAAAAAAAAAUACCAACAAGAACAACAAAUCUAUUCGCCGGGCGGCUUUCGUCCCGCUAACGCCGUCUUGUGAUGCGCAUUCCCGUAGAUCCCAGCACAAGCCGACGGUUCAGUCCCCCGUCCAGCAGCCUACAGCCGGUCCCCGGCAAGAUGAACGAUGUAAACGCGGCGGCGGCGGCGGCAGCGGCGGGGCAGCAGGACGCGGCGGCGGUGGCGAGACUGCGGCCGCACGAGAACCGCACCAUGGUGGAGAUCAUCGCCGACCACCCGGCCGAGCUCGUGCGCACCGACAGCCCCAACUUCUUGUGCUCCGUGCUGCCGUCGCACUGGAGGUGCAACAAGACCCUGCCGGUCGCCUUCAAGGUGGUGGCACUGGGGGAGGUCCCCGAUGGCACCGUAGUCACGGUGAUGGCGGGCAACGACGAGAACUACUCGGCGGAGCUCCGCAACGCGUCAGGGGUCAUGAAGAACCAGGUGGCGCGUUUCAACGACCUGCGCUUCGUGGGCAGGAGCGGCAGAGGCAAGAGUUUCACGUUGACAAUCACAGUAUUCACAAACCCACCCCAAGUGGCUACGUACCACCGAGCCAUAAAGGUCACAGUGGAUGGGCCACGUGAGCCAAGAAGACACAGACAGAAGUUGGAGGACCCUCCAAAGCCGGGCUUGUUCUCCGAUCGCCUGAGUGAGCUGGAGCGAAUCCGACAGACCACCAUGAGGGUCACUGUGCCAACGCAAAGCCCCCGUCCGUCUCUCAACACAGGGCCAAACUCCUUCAAUCAACAGGGGCAGGCCCAGAUAUCUGAUCCACGCCAGUCCCAGUCCUCGCCCCCCUGGUCAUAUGAGCAGCCAUACACACCCUAUCUGAGCCAGAUGACCUCACCCUCUAUCCACUCCACCACACCACUGUCCUCCACACGGGCCACCGGGCUCCCUGCCAUCAGCGAUGUGCCCAGGCGGCUCUCAGGUGCCUCAGAUCUGAGUCCAUUCUCUGACCCCCGGCAAUUUGAACGGCAGUUUCCUGGCCUCGACCCCAUCGCCGCGAGUCGCUUCUCGAGCCCACGGAUGCACUAUCCCGCCACUUUCACCUACACACCAACACCUGUCACUUCGGGCAUGUCUUUGGGCAGUGCCCACUACCACACAUACCUGCCCCCACCUUAUCCUGGAUCUACCCAAAACCAAAGUGGACCCUUCCAAACCAGCAGUACUCCUUAUCUCUAUUAUGGUGCCUCUUCUGGGUCAUACCAGUUCUCCAUGGUUCCAGGAGGGGACCGUUCCCCAUCUCGAAUGCUCCCACCUUGCACUAGUGCCUCCACCGGAAGCUCCCUGAUCAACCCCAACCUCCCCAGUCAGAGCGAUGUGGUGGAUGCUGAUGGGAGCCACAGCAGUUCCCCUACUGUGCUGAACUCCAGUGGGCGCAUGGAUGAGUCUGUGUGGCGACCAUAUUGACGAUCCAGGAUGAAAGUCACCGCAGAGCCUUUUGCUCAACAGAAGCACCAUGAGAUGCACCAUGAGCUGUCAGAAUAGCAUCGACGUUAUGGUUUUUAAAGCACAAACCCUAUUGUGGAUCUUUUGUAGUUUUGCAUUAAAUUUUAAUUAGGAUUUUCAUAGAAACUCAUGGAUAUAUUUCUCUUGAAUAUUUAUUGAGCAUAAUUCAAGAUAGUCUCAGAGGUAAAUGGAAGACCUUAUCAGAAUAAAGGUUUCCUGCUAAACGAAGGUAUUGCUUUAAUAUUUUUGACAGUCCACUGUGGAAUUGGUAACAACCAAAUGGACUAAUGAAUGAACUUGUGAAAAUAAUAGCUUCAGUUUGUAUUGCUUUUAACAUGUAUUUUUACAAGGCUGAUCGCUGAGCAAUGUAUGUAUGUAUGUAUGUAUGUAUGUAUGUAUACUGAUUACGUGGCUACAACUUUAGCACUGAAUGACAGGUCGCUUUUCUAUAUUGUAUGUAUGUGUGCAUGUAUGUGCAUACACAAAUGCAUUUCUAUUUUACCACAUUUGUGUGUGCAUUCCAGUGUGUUUUAUGUGUAUGAAUGUUGCAUUCAUCACUGACUUGUACGUACAUAUGUAUGUGUUUCUUAGAAUGUUAUAUUUAAUGGU
This is a messenger RNA of Scleropages formosus (Asian bonytongue), 2670 nucleotides long. RefSeq names its product runt-related transcription factor 2-like. Gene Ontology annotation, molecular function: ATP binding; DNA-binding transcription factor activity, RNA polymerase II-specific; RNA polymerase II cis-regulatory region sequence-specific DNA binding. The transcript is spliced from 6 exons. Gene Ontology annotation, cellular component: nucleus. Lineage: Eukaryota; Metazoa; Chordata; Actinopteri; Osteoglossiformes; Osteoglossidae. Bases 646 to 2022 code for a protein of 458 amino acids. Gene Ontology annotation, biological process: regulation of transcription by RNA polymerase II; neuron differentiation; regulation of cell differentiation. The record is from RefSeq and is a predicted model, not a curated record.